CCCUAUGUCUGCCUUAGGAAUGUAGGUACGUUCUACCUUUGGAGGAGAUAGAUUUACUUAGACAUGAGCGGCUACUGAAAAUAAAAAGCUCUUGAUUUAUCGUGCUUUAGAGGUGAGAGCGUACGUAUAUAGUAGGUUACCUUAGGUAGGUAGGUAGGUACAUAGUUCCCUUAUGCCUGUCUCUUCUCAGAUGAGUAAGUCUUGUGAAAUUUGAAUAGCACAGCUCAACACCUCUUUCCUAUUUCUCAGCAAGUAUCGCGUGGAUGAGGCCAUAGAAUGAAUGGGAUCUCGGCUUGAUUGUGCAGUCCCCACGACGCGGUUGUAACUACGCCGAUGCCAUCCACCGCGAAUGAUACAUAACGCAUUCUCAGUUGUCCUUAUCAGAACCAUCGUUAGAAUUUUAUAAGUCAGCAUAUCGAAAGGAUACGCACCAGGAUCCUGGGCCAUGAAGUUCUCGUUUUCUUCAAGACGCCAGUCACGCAACGGGUGAUCUUCCUAUAUAAAAUGACGACCGUCAGUGAGCCGGCGGAUCCCCUCGCCAAAGGCAUAGUUGCAACCGCAAAGCAAUCCUGGAGCGAUCUCUUCCGAUGGAAGCAGAGAGUCCUGGUUACGAACGAGCUCGGCGAGUCGGAUACGGUGUGGCAGUCACCGGAGAAGCUGAGAAACCCCGUCUCGCUUUUGAUGAUGUUAAGUGCGAGAGAUUGGAUUUACUUUCUUGUAGGUUUAUUCGCGUGGACCGCCGAUGCCUUCGACUUUCACGCCUUGGCGAUCCAGACGGUCAAGCUUUCGCGUUAUUACGAGCGUAGCAAGACUGAUAUCACCACCGCCAUUACCUUGACGCUGCUUUUGCGAUCCGUCGGUGCUGCCGUAUUCGGUCUUCUUGGUGACCGGUUUGGUCGAAAAUGGCCGAUGGUCACCAAUUUGAUUUUUCUUGGUCUCUUGCAAAUCGCGACUAUCUACAGCGUCACAUUUCAGCAGUUCCUCGCUGUGCGAUCUCUCUUCGGCCUGUUCAUGGGGGGCGUGUACGGCAACGCAGUGGCCAUGGCUCUCGAAAACUGCCCGACUGAAGCGCGUGGUCUCAUGAGCGGUAUCCUGCAGCAAGGGUACGCUCUCGGGUAUGUUCUCGCCGCGUGCGCGAACCUUGGAGUCGGGGGCGAUACGGAUACGUGGAAGACGGUCUUCUGGAUCGCGUCUGGCCUUUCUAUCGGUGCUGGCCUCCUCCGCUGCGUGUUCCCGGAGUCGAGGCAGUUUAUAGAAGCCAAGGAUGCCGGUCAGCACAUCACAGCCAACGACUUCUGGAAGGAGACCAAGUCGAUGAUUGCCAAAGAGUGGCGCAUGUGCGUCUACUGCGUUUUCCUGAUGACGUGGUUUAAUUACUAUGCGCACGCUAGCCAGGACAGCUAUACGACGUUCAUGCUAGAGUCCAAGGAGCUCCCAAACGAUGCUGCUACGCGAGCCAGCAUCCUUAUGAACACGGGAGCUUGCGUCGGCGGCACUAUCGUCGGCUACCUUUCUCAGUUUAUCGGACGUCGUAGAGCCAUCAUCGGUGCGGCGCUCAUCAGCUGCUGUCUUAUUCCGGCCUGGAUCUUGCCCUCGGAAGAAUCAGGACUCUCGGCUUCCGGGUUUGCGAUCCAGUUCUUCGUCCAAGGAGCCUGGGGCGUUAUCCCGAUCCACCUGAACGAACUGUCGCCGCCUGCUUACCGGUCUACUUUUCCAGGCCUCGCUUACCAGCUUGGCAACUUAGUCUCGUCCCCGGCAGCGCAGAUAGUCAAUGCCAUAGCCGAGAGCCAUUUUGUUACUGGUAAGAGUGGAAAGCUAGUUGAUGGGUACGGACCGACUAUGGGGAUUGCCCUGGCGAUCGUCGCUGUCGGUAUUACGAUUACAACCGCGCUAGGCCCUGAGAGACGUGGUAGAUCUUUUGAGGAUGCCGGACCUGCUGGGGCUAACACCUAUAACAACGUUGGGAAGGUCGUGGAUAAUGGGUCGAUCACCGAUUCUACUAGAGUUCGUGACGCGGAGAAAUUUGAAGUAUAAAUAUGCUGACGAGUAACAUGAGGGCUAAGACUUUGAAUUUCGCUGGAUAUCACCGGAGGGCCCUUCAUUAUCUAGAUACGUCGGUAUAUAUAUCAUAAAGGAGGAUUUUAAGCCGAGGAUUCUGAAGAUUCCAGGCGGCGUAUCCAUCAAAUAUAACUGAUUGCCUC
Messenger RNA from Daldinia caldariorum, 2201 nucleotides. Its product is annotated as MFS general substrate transporter. Gene Ontology annotation, molecular function: carboxylic acid transmembrane transporter activity. The coding region runs from base 505 to 2034 and encodes 509 amino acids. NCBI's taxonomy places the organism in Eukaryota, Fungi, Ascomycota, Sordariomycetes, Xylariales, Hypoxylaceae. Gene Ontology annotation, biological process: carboxylic acid transport; transmembrane transport. The transcript is spliced from 5 exons. Gene Ontology annotation, cellular component: plasma membrane. The record is from RefSeq and is a predicted model, not a curated record.